UCCACACAUGAGGGCACUGCAGAGAAACUAUUCACUUGUUUUGAUCUCCUCUCGCAAAGACAUGGCGGCGUCCCUGGUUUGCAGUUUCAGACGAGAAAUGUUCACUUUUUCAAGGAUAUUGAGUGGAAUUUCACAGUUGGGAUCGAGAGGUUUAAGAACAUGUUUCAGUCCCAGAAAACGUAGUUUAAGGUAAGUUACCUUUUUCUUCUUUGCACAUUUUUACGUCAGUUAAAGCAAGGCUUUAAUCAGGCGAGGGUGUAUAUGUUUAGUCUGUAAAAGGGCAUAUCAAGAGCAAAACCAAAAUCCACAAGACUUUUUUGUGUCACUGCAGGUUCCAACUCCCACAGACACCGAGCACUUCCUGCCACACUGCACUGUUAUCUUCAGCACCCUCAUCAGUCACAGUCACAGAGGAGCCAGACACACUCUUCCAGAAGAUGGCUGUGUUGGUCAAAGGUCACGACAGAGCUGUGUUGGAUAGUUAUGAGUUCUUUGCCACAUUGGCAGCCAAAGAAUUGGGCAUCACUCUUGACAAAGUGUUUGAACCACCAAAGGAGAUGGAGAGGUUUACACUCCUAAAGUCAGUACACAUCUACAAGAAGCACAGGGUCCAGUAUGAGAUGAGAACACAUUACCGGUGUAUUGAGCUGUCACAUAUCACAGGCAGCACAGCACAAGUAUACCUUGAAUACAUACAAAGGAACCUCCCUGAAGGUGUAGCCAUGGAGGUGAAAAAGACUGCGAUGGAGAAGGUUCCAGAUCACAUCCUUGAACCCAUGUGGAAGAACCCCCCAACUGAUGAAAAGCCCAGCCAGUAAACAAAGCCAGAUCAGAAGAUUAAAAAUGUUUUGUUUUUCCUGGUGGGAAAGUAUAAUACUGACCUGUGAGUUGUUGCUCUCAUGCCCUGUUUGGCUACAGAACAUGUUUUCAUCAUAUGAGCGUGUUACACAUUUGUGUGUUGACAAUGUGUUGCACAGUCAAUCUAAUGUAUUUACAAAUAAAUUUAAUGUCAGAUUUG
Messenger RNA from Cololabis saira (Pacific saury), 1018 nucleotides. RefSeq names its product mitochondrial ribosomal protein S10 (gene mrps10). The coding region runs from base 438 to 818 and encodes 126 amino acids. The record is from RefSeq and is a predicted model, not a curated record. Gene Ontology annotation, cellular component: mitochondrion; mitochondrial small ribosomal subunit. The transcript has 6 exons. NCBI's taxonomy places the organism in Eukaryota, Metazoa, Chordata, Actinopteri, Beloniformes, Belonidae.